AUGACGAUUCUGUCUCGCGCCUGCCUCGUAGCUCUGCUCCAUGACCACAGGAAGAUUUUGAAAUCAUACCGGCCCAUCGUCGCCAACAAAAGGACGAACCACUCGUUUACGAACCCCUGGAGAUUCCGGAACAGGCGGGCCAGGCCCUCUCCGUCCACUCUUUCGCCCUCCACCAUCCGACGCCGGAGACCACCUCGCCCAUUUGCUGCCUGCUGCCGCUCUCUCUCUCUCCAGCGCCUCCCGGAAAGGCACGAGGACUACCUCGAAGGGAUCCUCACCCCCGUCAGCCUCUCUCCUCCAAGAACUCCUGAGAGGAACAUGAGAACGGCACGUCCCGAGCGAGAUCGCGUGCGUCGCCGCUCGUCCGUCGUUGCCGACCGUCACCACCCCUUGGACUCUUCCUCGUUGCAGGACAACGCGGGUUCCUUCUCCGAGGGGAUGGCCGAUCCGAAAGAAGCGACGGGCUUCGCUUCCCCUAGCCCGACGAGCAGUAGCAGAAACCACCGCCACCCGCACCACCACCUCGACCACAGGAGGAACAAUAGCAAUAUUCACACGUCUCCUGAAUUCCCUCGGCCAGGAACUGCGUCGUCCUUUUCUUCUCAGCGUGCCGGUGAUUCAAUGGGUCCACCGUCAUCAGCAGCCGACGACGAAUGGACACGAUCGUCGCGAUCGACGUCGUCCGCCUCGCGAAACACCAAUCGGCUGUCAAUCACUCUUCCCAUUGCCCCGCCCACAUCAGACCCUUCGCGACCCUUGCCGAGCUCUGCUGCCUCGUCAGUUUUCGCUCCUUCGGUCCCGGGGACGCCGGCACGCCAGACUCAAUCUGCUCUUCCGACACCUUCUGAUGCCAACGAGUUUAUCAUUGCGAUAGCCGGCCAGGAGCGCCGCGUCAUGGAGCUCCGCGAGGAAUUAAAAACGGCGGAGGACGAAUUGAAGCGUCUCAAGCGCCAGUGGACCAUGCACGAGGCCUACAAAAAGUCCACCGCUAACCGUGCCCCCGAGCCAGCGAAACCUGUCGUGCCGCAGCCAGAAUCGUGGUCCGGUACGCCCUACGAUGACGAUCUGGCCGUGAAGCGGAGCAUAGAGCUCGACAGGAGGAAGCUGCUCUUACAAACCCAGCAGCAGGGCAACACGCCCAAGGAUGAGCGGAAACGCGUGUUCCAGGGCCGUCACGCGAGGACGCUGUCCUUGCUAUCGCCCACGAAGCCGACCUCGUCUGAGUCCUUUUCGGUGCUCGACGAUGAGGUCGAUGUAUGCAAGUCGCCUGAUGUCGAGCAACAGCCCAUCGUGCGCAGACAAUCUGUCAUGAACAAAAGGGCCUCGUGGCAACCGCAGUCCCACCACUCUGCAGCGGUCAACGCCCACCACCACCACCACUACAACCAUAACCACAACAAUGGCAACGCCAUGUCCCAAAUCGUCGAAGACUUUAAGCUCGGUUUCAAGACGUUCUACGAGGACAUCCGCCAAAUCACCGUCGGCGACGAGCCCGUCACGGGCGCCACCAGCGCCACUAGUACCCGGACCACCGCCGUCGACCUCUCGGGCCGCAACAACGCCUCCUCCAACACCAACAAUAACAAUAACAGAGGCUACGCCGAUGAUCAAGAUACCAUCCGCCCCUCACAUGCAAACACGCGUCCCAAGCUCGCCUCCGCCUUCGACUUCCCCGCCAAGAAUAACACAGACGACACAGAGACCGUUGAGACGCCUUCUAAGCCCAAGACGUCAUCCCGCCCUCUCGCCGCCGCUCGGGACCGGAACGCCCGCUCGAGGAAUAAGCACUUUUCGUGGACGCCCCUGUCGUUCGAGGGCAUCGACGGCGAGGCCUGGCUGAACUUCGAUUCGCCCGCCUCGACGGGGAAGUCGACGCGGUGGAGCGGGUCGACUAUGAAUGAGGAGGAGAACGCGAACGUGCAGUCUACCUCGGCCAACAAGGCUCAGGAAACUGAAUCGCCUCUGACUAAGAAGACGACCUCGGCCCUCGGGCUCGUCUCCCCCGUUUCCAUCUCCCCUCAACGCCUCGAGGAACUCACGGCCCAGGUCGUCAACCGGCUUUCGCCCAGUAAUAUUAAGCGCACAGCCACCGAUUUCAUGACGCAGUGGGAGCAGAGCCUCGGCGAAGCCGCCGCCGAAGGCAGGACGAACAAGACUAACGCCCAUGCCGCGGCGGCGCUUGAAAACCCUCCGAUUGCGAAGGAGCAAAAGGAGGAUAAGGAAAAUAUCCUCGUCUGA
This is a messenger RNA of Scedosporium apiospermum, 2238 nucleotides long. RefSeq lists its product as uncharacterized. The transcript is spliced from 2 exons. The coding region runs from base 1 to 2238 and encodes 745 amino acids. NCBI's taxonomy places the organism in Eukaryota, Fungi, Ascomycota, Sordariomycetes, Microascales, Microascaceae. The record is from RefSeq and is a predicted model, not a curated record.